AUGCGAUGCGGGGGCAAACGGGGGCAGGAAAAAGGCAAGAAAAGGCUUCGAAUGGAAGGCGAAGGCAGCAGAGGGCGCCGAGGGGGGUCCGGUCCGGCCCCGCUCCGCUGGUCGCGGCCCUUGGCCUCCCGCCGGGCCUCCGGCCGGGCCCAGGCCUGCCUGCCUGCCUUAGUGAGGGGUUACGCGUGGCGGAGGCCGGAGACCCCUCCUCUCCCGCUGCCCCAGAGCUGGUUAAAAGCACGGUGGCGGUUAAACCGUGUCACCGGCCAGGGGGGCUCUGUGGCGGCGCGGGGCCGGUGGCUGCAAGGACGAGGAUUUGCAUUUCGCAGAAAACAAAAGAUAGAAAGACAAUAUAGGAGACUACUGAAAAAAGGAAGAAAGGUCCAUUCACAACAGGAUAAUCAGUUUACUGAUACUUAUCCAGAGCACUUGAAACAUCUUUACCUAGCCGAGGAAGAAAAAAUGCUUAAGAAACGGCGCAGGCCUCCAGAUGAUUCAGUUUUGUCAGAAGAAAAACUUAAUAAAGCAGUAGAGUCAGUUAUGACUGAAGGGAAAUUUAAGAAGAAAACGUCUAAUCAGAAGGCAAAAGAAGAGUAUGAAAAAAUAAAGGCUGACCGUGCUAGGAAGAAAGAGGAAGCAGAAAAAAGAAAACAACAAAGAGAAGAAGCUCAACGGUUGUACAAGCAAAAGAAAAUGGAAGCUUAUAAAAUAUUAAGUAAGAAGACGAAAAGAGGACAGCCAAAUCUAAACUUACAAAUGGAGUUUCUUCUUCAGAAAAUACAGCAAAAUACAUAA
This is a messenger RNA of Charadrius vociferus (killdeer), 795 nucleotides long. RefSeq names its product coiled-coil domain containing 59 (gene CCDC59). NCBI's taxonomy places the organism in Eukaryota, Metazoa, Chordata, Aves, Charadriiformes, Charadriidae. The record is from RefSeq and is a predicted model, not a curated record. The transcript has 5 exons. The coding region runs from base 1 to 795 and encodes 264 amino acids. Gene Ontology annotation, cellular component: nucleus.